Molecule: messenger RNA, 2828 nt
Organism: Ostrea edulis (European flat oyster)
Lineage: Eukaryota; Metazoa; Mollusca; Bivalvia; Ostreida; Ostreidae
Product: heat shock 70 kDa protein 12A
Exons: 7
Coding region: 758-2506 (582 amino acids)
Molecular function (GO): ATP binding; ATP-dependent protein folding chaperone
Source: RefSeq, a predicted model, not a curated record
AAGCUAUAGGGUUCUGACAAAAACAAAACGUAUAUAUUUUAGUGGGGUUUUAUAAUUAUUAUUACUAUUAUUAUUAUUUUAUUUAUUAUUAUUGUUAUUAUUUUGGUUUGUUAGAACUAUUUAUAAAAUCAUAUUUGUAAGGCACGCCCGGCGCUGGAUCCGCCACUCUUACAUGAGGAAAAUACAACAACAAAAAACAAAACAAAAAGAAAGAAGAAGAAAGAAUUAAUUCAUAAAGAAACAUAUCAGCAUGAAAGCAUUUAUGUACAAUACCUUCUAUUAUUUACAAAAGUGUUGUUUAUCUUCCACCCUUUCCUUUUUGCGUCAUUACUUGGGUUACCUGCCCCUUUGUAGAGAGGGAAUGGGAAGGAAUAUGGCGGCGAGACGAUAUGAAAUACAACUGUCCUCUUAACUUUGAUUUAAUCGCCAGAAUACAAAUACCGGUCUUGAUUUCAAGGGCCUGGACCUUUCCAUUUGGGAAAAAUAGGAACGUUUCAUUUGCAUGAAAUUUGGGAAAAUGUCCCAUACAAAGAAGUAGGUAGAAAACCAAUCUGGAGUGCAUUAAGCUAGCAGUGACCAUGCACCUUUGCAGCAAAUGCAGUCCAGCCCAGAGAACAGGUCCUACUUAUUCAAUUAAUAAGACGUUUGAAUCCAUAUAGAUGUCAUUCAAACAGUCGGAAAUCACUCUUGCCCCAAUCACGAGACCGGGAAUAUUGUGUGCUUCACAAACAAUCUGAACAAAAGAUAGAGAUCAGAAAUGACAAGCACUAGCAAGCUGCUCGUUGCAGCCAUUGACUUUGGUACCACAUACAGUGGGUAUGCCUUCUCAUUCAAGCAUGAAUAUGAAAGUGAUCCUUUGAAAGUGUGUUCCAACAACUGGACAGCAGGAUCUAGAAGUUUAGUUUCCUUAAAGACACCUACAUGUGUUCUGUUCAAUAAAGACAAAAAGUUUGAUUCCUUCGGUUAUGAAGCGGAAGAUAAAUAUUCAGAACUGGCUGAGGAUGAUGAGCAUGGGGAAUGGUACUUCUUCAAGAGGUUCAAAAUGUCACUGUUUAACAAAGAGGUACCACUUGCAAGGACAGUGAAAAUAAAAUCCAUCGAUGGUAAGGAAAUGGUGGCACUGGAUGUAUUCUCGGCAGCCAUUGAAUUUUUGAAAGGUCACCUACUACACACUCUAGACAACCGAGCAACAGGAGUGAAAAAUACCGACAUACAAUGGGUUCUGACUGUUCCUGCCAUAUGGGAUGAUGCUGCUAAGCAGUUCAUGAGAGAGGCAGCAGAAAAGGCUGGAAUACCAGGAGAUCAGUUAAUUACUGCCCUUGAACCGGAGGCAGCCUCCCUGUAUUGUAAACACCUCCCUGUGGAGAGACUAAAAUGUGACGGAGGAGGCCAAGGAUUCGGGGCGUUCUCAUAUGGCAGCAAAUACCUUGUCCUUGAUUGUGGAGGAGGGACAGUAGACAUCACAGUUCAUGAAGUACAACCAAAUUUUAACCUGAAGGAACUGUACAAAGCCAGCGGCGGGGCCUGGGGAGGUACGCAGGUGGAUGAAGCCUACAAACAACUGCUGAUUAAAAUUGUAGGAGCCCCCAUCAUUACAGAGUUUUCCAAAUCACAUACAGCUGAUUAUGUGGACAUGUUCAGGGAAUUUGAAACUAAAAAGCGAGCUAUUACCGGUGAAACCAAGGGAAAGGUCACCAUCAAAAUCCCCAUUUCUCUAGUGGAAACUUUUGAGGAGGACACAGGGGAGGACAUUAAAGAAACAAUCGAGAAUACAAAAUUUUCAGGUAAAAUUACAUGGGUAGGAGACAAAUGUCGCAUCACUGCAGAAGUGAUCAAAAGCUUGUUUGAAGUGGCUGGUGAUCAGAUAGUUCAACAUGUUAAAGACUUGUUUACAAAAUCAGAGAUCUCUGGCACCAAUAAUAUCAUCAUGGUUGGAGGGUUUUCUGAGUCCCCAAUUUUACAGCACAUGAUCAAGCAAGCCUUCCCCAAUGCUAGAGUAAUUAUUCCCCCUGAAGCUGGAUUAGCAGUCCUCAAGGGGGCAGUGUUAUUUGGACACAAACCUGCCACUAUAGAUUCUCGUGUUGCCAAAUUUACUUAUGGGGUAGCCACCACAAUCAGUUUUAACCCAAGUAUUCAUCCAGCAGAGAAGAAAAAGAAAUAUGGAAACCAGAUUAAGUGUAUGGAUAUUUUUUCAAAGCAUGUUGAGAAAGGUCAGACCCUGAAGGUCGGUGAGGCUCAGAGUGACAAUACUUACACACCAGUAGAGGAUAGUCAGACGUCCAUGUGCUUUCAAAUAUACACUUCAACCGAACUAAAUCCGGCCUACAUUACUGAUCCAGGCUGCCAAAAAAUUGGUCAAAUGGAGGUGGACAUGCCCGAUACUUCUGGCGGCCGCAAUAGAAGUGUGACCUGUGAAAUGAUUUUUGGUGGUACCGAACUGGAAGUCAAAGCGACAAUUCAAAAAACAGGAAAAGUCACCAAAGCCAAAUUCAAUUUCCUAGGUUAAACUUUGUUAAAACCAAAUACUUUGUUUAAUUACAAGAUGGUCAUACAUGCCCACAAGUAAUAUUUUUGACAUCAUUUCAAUGUGGUCCUUAGUAAAUCAUAUUCAUCCUAAUUCUAAAUUCUCAUUCUGUGUAACUCAGAUUGUUCUUAUAGACAUCAUAUUGAUGAUGAGGAGUAACUGAAGUCAUAAUUUUCAAAUGUGCGGGUGAUGUUAAAAGUGGAAGUUUUGUAAGUUCUUCUAUAAGUGCUGUAUUGAUUUUUUAUGACAUCUUUCUGUGAUAUACUCUCAAAACCUUAUCAAUAAAUUCAUGUUCUUAUAUUGA